This is a messenger RNA of Talaromyces amestolkiae, 1590 nucleotides long. RefSeq lists its product as uncharacterized. NCBI's taxonomy places the organism in Eukaryota, Fungi, Ascomycota, Eurotiomycetes, Eurotiales, Trichocomaceae. The record is from RefSeq and is a predicted model, not a curated record. The transcript has a single exon. The coding region runs from base 1 to 1590 and encodes 529 amino acids.
AUGGGUUCAAUUGGCGAUUCAAUGAGGAUGAUUUGCCCAGAUACGAGUCUACUUCCAGACUUCCACAAAGCUCAACCCCGCAGAAUCCAGCAAUUCUUUCAAAGCAAUUACUUUCGGGCCACGGGAUAUGAAAAUGGUAAGGAAGUCACACUACGUGCGACGAAGUGCUCUGGCUAUUCAUUAGCUCGUACCUUGCUCCAGGAUCAGAGCGCGGAGGGGUGGCAGAAGGUUCUUGACCUUGGACUCGAUAAGCUUGAGGCAGUCUUCCACGAGGUCCAAGGCUUCGCACAAGACAACAACAACGGUCGGGUAGCUGAUAUUUGCCUUUCAAGUGAAUUGGUAGCAUGGCGUGAUGAGCAACACAAAGCUGGGAGAAUAUUGCCGGCAAAGGGAUACGGGAUUACGCGAGUCUCCGACGCAAUCGUUGAGUUGCUCGGCGUGGGAGACUGGCCACCACCAUUGUUGACAAAUGCAGCGUUAUUCGGUAGUGGGUUUUUGAACUUUCUACUUGGCGCAUAUGAUUCGCAGGUCUUGUACUCAAAUUAUUGUUCCGAUAUGGGAUUCUUCUACGAGCAUGGAUACGACAAAGUCUUUCCGGACUACCAAGCAUUACUUGAGCAGGCAGGAGCAGACCCUCAUGCCCUUUCUACCGCUGGAGGUAGGGAGCGCCGAGCGGCAGCAGAAUUGGGGCUGCGAUACAUCCGGAGGAAAAUCGUACUAGAAGAGACACAUAUAGCACACCUCUCCAACAAAACAGCGGCACUGAACCGAGAAGAUGUUUUGGCAUUAAAUUUCUGCGAGUCUAGCUUGUGGGGCAUGGCUGCGGAAAUGAUGGCGCAUGGUUCUGACUGCGGUGGCAUUGUCAAUGAUUUUGCAUUUAGUUGUCCAGCAACUGAUGUCGUCGAUGUUGGCUCUGAUAUACCCAACUCCGAGCUCUUUAACAGCUUUCUCAAUACCGCUGAUAUUACAGGAACUGGAGUUGUCACAGAGGAAGCACUUAGGCGCAUUUACGACGCACAAGCACACUGUGGAGCCAGAAUUUUCACAGAACGUUGGUCCGAGCCAGGAGCGCGGAUGUGCUCAUUUCUAUAUGUUUGGCACAUUGUUAAUGACCGACACAACUUCCUUCGACGCGCUGUGCUGGGUUAUUGCAAAGUGCGAACUUUUCGACCAACCCAACAAAUUGCUGAUUUUGAAGAAGCUUUUGAUGAGGAUAUGCACACUACUGGGUUCAGUCAUCCUUUGAUUGGUUCCUGCAACGGCGAUGCGACCUGUGAUCAUGUUGAAAAUCAUUUUGCCCAAUCUCAUGGUGAUCCAUUAUUGAAGGAUCUCUGGUACUACAUGGCUGAUGGACCGCUGGAAUACGCUUCCAAAGGAAUAGUAGACCAGAUGAGAGAAGCAAACUUGAUUGAAGGACUGAGAAUAGCAGUGGCGAGAGCAUAUUCAUACGCCCUGAUUGACGAGCUGGCAUGGUUUGCUGCACAUGCAAGUCACCAUGCAUGGCAGGUCAAUUAUCUUUUUGAAGCUGCUAUGUUCGGUAGCAUCCUCGAUGAUGGAGGGCUAAAGGGCAAAUUAGACAGAGUUGAAUAG